Molecule: messenger RNA, 579 nt
Organism: Fusarium oxysporum Fo47
Lineage: Eukaryota; Fungi; Ascomycota; Sordariomycetes; Hypocreales; Nectriaceae
Product: general substrate transporter
Exons: 3
Biological process (GO): transmembrane transport; carbohydrate transport
Cellular component (GO): membrane
Molecular function (GO): carbohydrate:proton symporter activity
Source: RefSeq, a predicted model, not a curated record
GAAGACCCUCGUGGCACCCUGCUCGGUCCCAUGGUCAACAUGCAAGUCGUCGGUGAUGCCAUUUGCCUGCCCAUCGCGCCUUAUGCUGCAGACAAGUUUGGCCGACAAUACCUUAUCUUCAGAGGGGCUGUGCACAGAAGGGCUAGCAUAUUUAUUGCCGGGCGAUUCUUCAUCGACUUAGGCGCAGGCUUUAUGUAUACCGCUGCUCCUCCUUUCAUCGGAGAGUUGGCCUAUCCAACACAUCGACUAAUUAUCACCGCCUAUUGGGGAGCCAUCGUUGCUGCUUGGUCCACGUAUGGCACUUUUAGGAUAUCAAGUGACUGGAGCUGGCAAAUCCCUUCGCUCCUCCAGGCCCUUGUCUCUGUCUUUCAGUUUGUCAUGAUCUAUUUUGUUCCCGAGAGCCCUAGAUGGCUUAUUGUAAACGGAGGAACGGAAGAACCUACCAAGAUUCUAAGCAAAUAUCAUAGCGGGACCGAAGAGCCGACUGAGCUGGUAUCGGUUCAGGUAGCCGAAAUUACAUGUGCCCUUGAGUUGGAGCGUUCAAUGGAAUCCGCUUCCUAUCUCCAGUUUUUCCGAACA